AUGAAAAAAGUAGGAAUUAUUGGAACUGGUAAUUGGGGUACAACACUUGGAUUUUUGGUAUCUAAAAAUGUAAUAUCUAAUUUAAAGUAUUUUAAAAAAGAGAUUCUUAUUUAUGGAAUUGUAGAAGAAUUUGAAGGUAAAUCUAUGGAUAAAUUAAUUAAUGAAGAUCAUGAAAAUAAAAAGUAUCUCCCUGGUAUUAAAUUACCAGAUAAUCUUUGUUAUACAUCUGAUAUACAACUUUUUUCUGAUAUUGAUAUAAUUAUUGUUGCUUUACCACACCAAUUUAUUGAUUCUUUAAUUAAAUUUAAAGAAUAUCUUAAAAAAGAUAUUAUUGUAUUAUCAGUUGUAAAAGGUGUAAUAGAAUACAAAGUUUCUUUUACUUUAGUAAGUGAUUAUAUAAAUGAAAUAUGGGGAUGUUCUACAAAUGUUCUUAUGGGUGCUAAUAUUGCUAGUGAUGUGGCUAAAGGACUAUUAGGUAAUAUUCUUUAUAAAUGUGAAGGUACACUUGGAUACCACCAAGAAUACGACAGAGAUGUUUUAUUUAGACUUUUAAAUUGUAAAUAUUAUAAAAUUAGUUGUACAAAAGAUGUUGUAGGUGUAGAACUAUGUGGAUCACUAAAAAAUAUUAUAGCACUAGGUUAUGGUGUUACGGUUGGUCUAGGAUGCUCUAAAAAUACAAGUAUAUCUUUUUUAAGGUGUGGUUUGGGGGAAAUUAAGAAAUUUUUAAAUUUCUUUUUUCCUGCUACUUCCUCUGAAACACUAUUCCAGUCGUGUGGUAUUGCCGAUUUAAUAGUGUCAUGUAGUAUGGGGAGAAAUUAUAAAUUUGGUAAAGCCAAGGCGGAGGAAGAUAUUUCAUUGGAAGACUUUGAAAAAAAAAUUGGCAAUCAGAAAAUUCAGGGUGUAGGAACAGCUAAUUGUAUUUAUAAUUAUCUUAUUACAAAAGAAAGAAAAGAUGACUUUCCUAUUAUUAAAAUGAUAUGGUCGAUAUUCUGUGACAAUGAAGAGUGUGAUAAAAUUCUUGAUAGUUUUUAA
This is a messenger RNA of Vairimorpha ceranae, 1032 nucleotides long. Its product is annotated as glycerol-3-phosphate dehydrogenase. Bases 1 to 1032 code for a protein of 343 amino acids. Gene Ontology annotation, cellular component: cytosol; glycerol-3-phosphate dehydrogenase (FAD) complex. Gene Ontology annotation, molecular function: NAD binding; glycerol-3-phosphate dehydrogenase [NAD(P)+] activity; protein homodimerization activity. Gene Ontology annotation, biological process: carbohydrate metabolic process; glycerol-3-phosphate catabolic process. NCBI's taxonomy places the organism in Eukaryota, Fungi, Microsporidia, Nosematidae. The transcript has a single exon. The record is from RefSeq and is a predicted model, not a curated record.